Racocetra fulgida is the source of this 827-nucleotide messenger RNA. Lineage: Eukaryota; Fungi; Glomeromycota; Glomeromycetes; Diversisporales; Gigasporaceae. The record is from the annotation of a GenBank genome assembly.
CAGUGGUAAACGCACUAUUAUAUGAAUCUUUUCCAAAUGAUCCAAUUGUUGGCGAAGAAGACUCAGGAAGCUUACGAGGUGAUAGUGGAAAAGAAUUGAGAGAAAAAGUUUUAUCAUUGGUUAAUAAUGUGCUAGAUACUCCUUUGGGUGAUAAAGAGUUAUUGGAUGCUAUUGAUAGAGGAACUUAUCCCGGUGGCUCGCGUGGAAGAAUGUGGACUAUUGAUCCGAUAGAUGGAACAAUGGGAUUUCUUCGCGGAGAGCAAUUUUGUGUUGGAUUAGCAUUGCUUAUUGAUGGAGAUGUUCAUCUUAGUGUCUUAGGAUGUCCAAAUUUACCAGUAGAUCUUAAAGCGCCCGAAGGUGAAAGAGGAUGUUUGUUCGUUGCCGUUAAAGGACAAGGCGCUUUUCAGCGCAAGUUCUCUUCAACUGAGGAAAAACAAAUUCAUAUGGCAGACAUUUCAUCACCAUCAGCUGCCACAUUUUGUGAAUCUUUUGUGCCAGCUCAUUCUUCACAUGGAGAAGCGGCAGAAAUUGCAUCAUUACUCGGAAUCACAAAGUCUCCUCUCCGUAUGGAUAGUAUGUGUAAAUAUUGCGUUGUUUCAAAAGGCGAUGCUGAUAUUUAUCUAAGAUUGCCUGUUCGUAUAGAUUAUGAGGAGAAUAUCUGGGAUCAUGCACCUGGAUAUCUUGUUGUUAAGGAAGCAGGGGGUAUAGUUUCAGAUAUUCAUAAUAAACCUCUGGAUUUCUCUUUGGGAAGAACUUUGAAAGCUAACAAAGGAAUUGUUGUUACGCAUCCUAAAAUACAUGGACAAGUAAUUGACGCCGUUCAGAAA